Messenger RNA from Odocoileus virginianus texanus, 4058 nucleotides. RefSeq names its product vacuolar ATPase assembly factor VMA21 (gene VMA21). Gene Ontology annotation, biological process: vacuolar proton-transporting V-type ATPase complex assembly. The record is from RefSeq and is a predicted model, not a curated record. Gene Ontology annotation, cellular component: endoplasmic reticulum membrane. NCBI's taxonomy places the organism in Eukaryota, Metazoa, Chordata, Mammalia, Artiodactyla, Cervidae.
GGCACUUCCGGCGUGGCCCGCUCGGACCGGUUACCCGCCUAGCAGACCGAGCGCGACUGCGGAGCCCAGCCGGCGUCUGAGCGUCUGAGCUGCGGGCGUGGCGACGCCAUGGAGCGCCUUGAUAAAGCGGCGCUGAACGCGCUGCAGCCGUCCGACUUCAGAAAUGAAAGUUCAUUAGCAUCCACUCUGAAGACGCUCCUGUUCUUCACAGCUUUAAUGAUCACUGUACCUAUUGGGUUAUAUUUCACAACUAAAUCUUACGUUUUUGAAGGCGCCUUUGGGAUGUCCAAUAGGGACAGCUAUUUUUAUGCUGCUAUUGUUGCAGUGGUCGCCGUCCACGUGGUGCUGGCCCUCUUUGUUUAUGUGGCCUGGAAUGAAGGCUCACGGCAGUGGCGUGAAGGCAAACAGGAUUAAAGUGAACAUUGCCUUUUGAUAGUUUUAAAUUGAUUUUUUAAAUGGUAAAUCGAUCUGUGAUAUUGAUGAUUUCAAUAAAGUUGAAAGAACUUGUUAAAAUCAAUCUUGAGGAGUUCACAUUUGACCAGUGUAAAUUUUGAUCCUUCUAAAACAAUGCCUUGUAUCAUCAGUUUUAAUUGUCUGAGUCUCUCAUUUGCAAAUGAGAAUUUGGAAAAGCUAAACUGGUUAUAAAUAAGUAUGUGAAAUUAAUUAUGCAUUAUUCUGGGAAGAAUUUUAUUAUCUUACAACAAAAAAAUGUUUUAUAUAGCAUUUUUUCUUUUAGUUGGCUUUGAGUUUUACUCUAUGGUUGUAUUCAGAUAUACAUAGUGGAGCAAAUCUAAAUUUUAUUUUUCGCUGGAACACUUUCCCUGACUGUCAUGAAAAUACCAAGUCAUUAGAUUUUGGGUUGUAAAUGCCUGUUGAAAAUUGCUUAAAUUGUGGACACUGGAGUUAAUCUGAGUGUCACUGAGAAAUUUUGCAUAAAGUAGUAGUAAUCCCUAGUCAAUAGAAAUCUUUCUUUACAUUAUUUCAUGGGGAAACUAGGCUGAAUCACAGGCAUUCAUGUAAAAGGACUGGGUUUAUUAAAGAAUGCAGAUAGCAAAGCAAAGAGCUAGCUGCCUGGGCACCUGGCUUGCUCCCUAAAGGCCUCUUACAGGCCAGCCUCCUGCUUUCAGAGGAGCUCUUUAAUGGUCUGCUUUGCUCUGUCACUCAACAAUGAGCUUACACUUUAAUUACGAGGUUGUAUGAACUCGGUUUUUCCUACUUUUAAAUAAUGUAUAUGAAAGAAUUUACUUUUAAAUAUGUUCAUUUUUGCAUACUUACAGAGUGUAAACAAUCAUGAAAAUCUAUUAUUUUUUAUCACCCAGGAAGUAUUCUUGGAAUUUUUAAUCAGUGCUGUUAUGUUCCAGAUAUGUAUAGAUAAUUCUUGAGGUCCUUUCUGAUAGAAAAAGACCCUGUUUUUUAGUAUCCUUGGUCUGUAUUCUUUCCAGCCACUUGGUACUAUUUGUGUGUAAUCUAAAAGCACACAGGGAAAAAUGCAUAUUAAAACAGGAAGAAAAUGUUAAUUCCCUGUAGUGUGGCCACCUGGAUAUAACCACUGUUCUGGUUUACAUCCGUGUGCAUCUCUGAAUGCUAGUUUAAUACACAAAGUUUGGUUUAAGUUCAGAAUCUGCCAAUUUUAUCUGGUGUCUAUUUGCAUUUUUUCAGAUGAGUGAUUAUUGGAUAUUUUCUUAAACAGCACAUUCUACCUUUACUGUUUUAACUAGAUACUUCAUUGUGUGUAUUUCUGUCAUUAAUAAUUCCUCAUACAAUGGCCCUUGCUGUGAGUGUUUGCCAUCACGGAUUUUGUUAGUUCCCCUCUGCUUUUGGAUGUCGUGGAAUUGGACUAAAGGAGCAGAGACACAGUUAGGCAUAAAAGCCAAGAAGCCUUUUGUGUUUAUUUAAUUGCUGAGAAAAAACAAAAUGAUUGUUGUAGGACUGUUUUUUAUUCCCGCUUAUAGUUAAAUGUUAUUUGCCGUUUAAAUGUCUUAAGUAGUUAUUCUGAAUGGAACCUGUUUUCUUAAAGAGACUACAGUUUUAGUAUACAAUUGUACAAAUUUAAUAUAAAAUUGUCAAAUACUCCAGUUUGAAUCUAAUGUACUAUAAGGUAGAUUUCUAGAUGGUCCCUUCUUUAGAUGUCUUGUUGUACUUAGAAUUUGUUCACUUAAUUUCUUUUUCUAUAAUGCCAAGGUUUUUCUUGUACUUUUGGAAUCUUAUGCUAUUUUUAAAAUAUUGAUGUCCAGUGUUGGAUUAUUUUGUUUGAUUUCAGACAUUUGCUGAGUAGAUAAUAUGAGUGUUUUUCUGCAAGUAUUUAAACUAGGGAUUCAUGCAAAAGCAGCGUAAUUUUCUCUUGGAAAAAGUACCAAGCAUUUGAAAGUUAGACGUGGAUGGUAAGGUUGAUAUAUGGAAUUAUUACAAUAAAAACUUGUUUUCAAACCAGUUAAUAUUUUCUUAAGGUUUUAACUGUUAACUCACUAGUUUGCUGCUGUUGAAAUAAUAAGGUAUAUGACAAAUAGAUUUAUUUUUCAAGAUAUCUCAGUGAUUUCCUCUUGUACAAUGUACAUACUUCAGGAUGUAUAGAAAGAAAAGCUACAAUUGAGCCCUUAUAUAAAUACUAUAAGGUAGGACUAUGUUCACUAUUGUUUGAAAAUGGAUUGUAAGAAUAACCUCAAUUAGGGGUCUUAACUUGAAGUGUCAGUACAGGCUACUGAUUGAACACAUGACCUUCACCUCACCUCACCUCCCAUUUUGACCCCCAGAAUAUAAUCUCUUUUCUCAUCGUGCUAAAAAAUAGUCUGCUGUAGAAUGCAUAUGAUGUCAUUAGCUCUUCAAGUGGAUCCAAUUUUACAUGUGAAUUCACUUUUGAGUUGUUACUGAAGAAAUUUAAACCCUCCGUUAAAAACAACAACAACCAACUGCAUUUCAUGGGAAUCUUAACAGAAAUAUAUUGUAAGGUUAUUUUCAUCAUAAAGAUCUCAUCAACUUUGUCCCCAAAGCAACUAGUUGACUUGUUUGGUGUUUAUUUUCCAUUUUCAUAUAAAUAAAUUUUAUAUAUACAGCUAGUGUACCCAAGGAUACCAGUAAAAGUAAGAUGAAAGGUACAUGAGAAUUUAUAUCCUGUUUUAAAUGUACCUAGUGUAUAUUUCUUGUCUCCAGACAAGUUCAUGUUUGUUCUUUUACUUAUGCUCAAGUGAAGUCGUAGACUGUUAGACCCAUUUUAUAAGUAAAAUUGUCACUCGUUAGGUCAGCAGCAGAUAUCUCUGCUGUCAGGCACUCUUGUGCUCCAUCAGAAGAGUACAACUUUAUUAACUCAGACUCUGCUCUUACAUUUAAGAUUGUUUUUGCAAGAGCUGGACUGAAGCAGUGUAUUCAUAACUUGACAAGAUUUCUUUUUCCUUUUUGCAGGGGAAAAAGGGUCACCUGAGAAAAAUUAUUUUCAGGGACUUUGGGAUUCUAAUGAUACAUAUUACAUGUAACAGAUGAACAGAUUAAUCCUUUAUAUAUUCAUUAAAAUAGUCUGGAAUUCCUCAGCCUACCAUCGCUCCUGGCCACACUUUCCUUGCCUGUUUGCUACAUGUAUUUGAAAGUAAUAUCUGCAUUCCUUUGAAGAUGUUCUAUAGGUCAUAUUUGUCAGUUACACAGACUAGUCUUCCUUUUUCUCAAGUUCAGUGAAAUGUCACUGAACAGUAAUAAUAGCAAUAGCUAACAUCUGCACAGCACCUUACAGUUUGCAAAGAACGUUCACAUAUUCUUGUUUUUUUUGCUUAGUGAACCUGUUACCAGAUGUCCUAACCUUGAUGGUAAAAGUGUUAGGAGCUUUAGAGUCACUGAAUAUGCUGUAGUCUUGAAUAGUGCCCUGGCAAGGGGCAGUUUAGAUGCGCUACCUUAAAAGCUGCGUGUAAUUAUCAAAAUGGGGGGCUUGAGUUCUUUAGCCACUUGAAUCAGAUUUACUUUUGUAAGUGAUGCUUUUCUAAUUGUUAUCUGGAUGGUUUUUGUAUUCGUUUUAUUCUAACCUGUAAUUUGUAUAAAUUUACCAUCUGUUGUCAUUAAAAAAGUUCAUAAUGCCA